AUGCCACAAGUACUGGUAGUUAUAAAUGAUAGGUGGGAUGGAGCACCUUAUGUGUCUAUUCAGAGCAGGAUUGAAAUUAGAUAUUCAGAACACACAAAAAUUUGUCCAUUUGAAAGAGGUACGACAAAAAAAGCUGCUGCAAAUGGUGACAUAGAAACAUUAAAACUAGCUCACGAAAGUGGAUGUGAAUGGGAUAAAAAAACAACAAGGGCUGCCGCUAGAAAUGGGCAUUUAGAAUGCUUAAAAUAUGCUCAUAGAAAUAAAUGUAGAUGGAAUCAUAAAACAACAAGGGAUGCUGCUGCUAAUGGAUUUUUUGAAUGCUUAAAAUAUGCACAUGAAAAUGGAUGUCCAUGGAAUGAAAGAACAGCAGAAACAGCUGCUGCUCAUGGACAUUUAGAAUGUCUAAAAUAUGCUCAUGAAAAUGGAUGUAAAUGGAAUGAAAGUACAACUAGAGCAUCUGCAGCAAGUGGCUCUUUAGAAUGCUUAAAAUAUGCUCAUGAAAAGGGCUGUCCAUGGGAUCUAACAACAACAAGAGAGGCUGCUAAAAGUGGUAGUUUGGAAUGUUUAGUAUAUGCUCACGAAAAUGGAUGCAAGUGGAAUGUGGGCACAACUAAUAGAGCUGUCAUGAGUGAUAAUUUAGAAAUUUUAAAAUAUGCACAUGAUAAUGGAUGUCCUUGGAAUGAAAGCACAGCAGAAUCAGCUGCAAAAUAUGGUAAUUUAGAAAACUUAAAAUAUGUUCAUUUAAAUGGUUAUUGCUUAAAAUAUGCAUAUGAAAAUAAAUGCGAGUUGAAUAAAAGUUUAACGUCAGUAGCUGCUUUUAACGGUGAUUUAGAAAUUUUAAAAUAUGCUUUAGAAAAUGGAUUCACAUGUUCAGAAGGUACAAUUAGUUCUGCUGCUUCCAAUGGUAAUUUAGAUUGUUUAAUAUAUGCUCACAAGAAUGGAUGCCCAUGGGAUGAUGAUACAACUAAUGAUGCUGCGUCAAGUGGUUGUUUAGACUGUUUAAAAUAUGCUUAUGAAAAUGGAUGCCAUUGGAGUGAAGGUACAACAGAAACAGCUGCUCUUUAUGAUAAUUUAGAUUGCUUAAUAUAUGCUCACGAAAAUGGAUGCGAAUGGGAUGAUAGAACUACAGUAGUAGCUGCAAGUUUCGGCCAUUUAGAAUGCUUAAUAUACGCUCAUGAAAAUGGCUGUAAUUGGGAUGAAGAUACAACUAGAGCUGCUGCAAAAAGUGGCUUUUUAGACUGUUUAAAAUAUGCUCAUGAAAAUGAAUGUCCAUGGGACGAAACAAUAACUAAAGUUGCUGCUUUAAAUGGAAAUAUAGAAUGCUUAAAAUAUGUUCAUGAAAAUGGAUGUAAAUGGUUUGAGGGCAUAACUAGAGUUGCAGCUUUAAAAGGUAAUUUAGAUUGUAUAAUAUAUGCCCAUGAGAAUGGAUGCCAAUGGGAUGAUGGCACAACUAUAGUUGCAGCUUUAAAUGGUAAUUUUGAUUGUUUAAUAUAUGCUCACAAGAAUGGAUGUUAUUGGGAUAUUGGAACAACUAGAGCUGCUGCAGCAUAUGGUUGUUUCGAUUGUUUAAAAUAUGCUCAUGAAAAUAGAUGUUAUUGGGUUGUAGAUACAAUAGUCACAGCUGCUGUUUAUGGUAAUUUAAAUUGCUUAAAAUAUGCUUAUGAACAAGGAUAUGAUUGGGUAAGAUGUAUUACGAGAGGGGCUGCUGCAAAUGGACGUUUUGACUGCUUGAAAUAUGCUAUUGAAAAUGGUUGUGAAUGGGAUGAAGGCACAACCAGGGAAGCUGCUGCAAGUGGUUGUAUUGACUGUUUGAUAUUUGCUUAUGAAAAUGGAUAUCUAUGGGAUGUAGGGACNAAUGAAAAUGGUUAUCUAUGGGAUGUAGGGACAACCAGUGCAGCUGCUGCAAAAGGUCAUAUAGACUGUCUAAAAUAUGCUCAUGAAAAUGGAUGUGAGUGGGACGAAAGUACUACAAGACUUGCUGCUGCAAAUUAUCAAUUUGAUUGUAUAAAAUACGCACAUGAAAAUAAUUGCCCGUGGAGUAGAAAUACCAUAUAUGCAGCUCUUCAAAAUUAUUAUAUUGAUAUAAUAAAAUAUGUUAUCGUAAAUGGUUUUCCUAAUUAG
This is a messenger RNA of Daktulosphaira vitifoliae (grape phylloxera), 2121 nucleotides long. RefSeq lists its product as uncharacterized. The record is from RefSeq and is a predicted model, not a curated record. The coding region runs from base 1 to 2121 and encodes 706 amino acids. The transcript has 4 exons. NCBI's taxonomy places the organism in Eukaryota, Metazoa, Arthropoda, Insecta, Hemiptera, Phylloxeridae.